This is a messenger RNA of Lentinula edodes (shiitake mushroom), 1409 nucleotides long. RefSeq lists its product as uncharacterized. The transcript is spliced from 6 exons. The coding region runs from base 173 to 985 and encodes 270 amino acids. The record is from RefSeq and is a predicted model, not a curated record. NCBI's taxonomy places the organism in Eukaryota, Fungi, Basidiomycota, Agaricomycetes, Agaricales, Omphalotaceae.
UUAAGUCUGUUUAAGUGAAUAUGUGAACUAGCGCCUUCAUGCAUUCUGGCGCUAAUCUUUCCAUCUCUCAAACCUCCACAUUUUCAGCUACAAAAUUACGCCUCCCUUUCUUCACUGCAGUCAGAGAACUUCAUCUGCCAUUGCUACUCAAAGCUGACGCAGCAACGCUAUCAUGUCGACCUACAAACGUCGAGCUCGUGUCCCACGCAUUAUGGGCGCUGCUGCGGUUGCCCGCAAGCGAGAACAAGCGACUCUACGAAGGUCUCAGGCAAGCGAAGGCUUAUUCCGGGAGUUUCAGAAAGCUUUAGAAGAGCUUUCUGGUCCUUCUCAAAGCAACACCCAAGGCAAAAAUCCUCAACCAAUGGAUGUUGACAGUGGCUUUGACUUAGGGAUGGGGGACAAUGGAAGCAAAGACAACGAUGUCCCUUAUGAGGACCAAACUGAGGUUGCGGAGGGUAUCACGGUCGAUAUACGAGAUGCUGAUCAACUUUGCAGAUGGCAUGGUCGGCGGAAAUAUAAAGACGGGCGGACGUGGAGAAACCGGAUUCACAACCUCAACGCUGCCUGGGCGUCUCUCAUGGAUGAGCUGGCUGAUGCGUACGUUAAAUGGAAAUACAAAAAGGACCUGCCAGACACCUUCGAUGAAAACUUCAGUUUCAACAUAGACGUUGUUAACCUACUUACUCUAGAAAAAGAAGCUGCCAUACAAAGGGAUGAACAUACAAAGGCUGCUGUAGCUCUGGUAUACGCAGGUUACAUUGGUACCUCUCCUGAGAUCCCUUCUCUUGCAAUAUCUCUUCAAACACUUGACACUUAUUACACCCUUCGCCUCUCUAACCCUUCAUUUAGUUUCGAAACAUUUGCAAAAAUAGUUUGCGACUCAUAUUCGAUUCCUUACCGACGUGGCUACCGCACUGGCCUCUCGAAUGCAUUUGACGUCUAUUUAGCAAUCCGACGGAAAAUCGAUAUCAGAGCUAGGACAUGACUCGGAAUAGUCAAAGGACUUACAAUACCAUUUACGAUUUAUAUAUCUCCUGGCCUUGAUCUCCAAAGACGCAACAACCAGUUACCGCAGAUGUAUAAAUGAAGAUAUUGUCCAACUAUGUAACCAACUUCAUCCAACGGUUGACUGUAAACAGACCGAAAGGCCAAAUAAUUUUGAAUACUCGUUAAUCACAGGUCACUACGAGCGUCAAAGAUGAUUUAAGGAUAAGGACCAUGAGGAAUCAAGAUUCCCACAGCGAUGUCCCUCGACAGUCUCAAUGUCACCCGUACCCAUCAUCACGAUACAUAUCCAGCAAUAUCUCCUAUCAAACCCUCUCUCAGCCAAGCUGGUAGGGCAGUUCUUAUCACAGGGGGUGGUGGCGGAAUAGGCUUCGAAAUCGCUCGGUCUUUUGCAAAAGCGAGCG